Molecule: messenger RNA, 1794 nt
Organism: Metschnikowia bicuspidata var. bicuspidata NRRL YB-4993
Lineage: Eukaryota; Fungi; Ascomycota; Pichiomycetes; Serinales; Metschnikowiaceae
Gene: HXT2
Product: general substrate transporter
Exons: 1
Coding region: 124-1698 (524 amino acids)
Biological process (GO): carbohydrate transport; transmembrane transport
Cellular component (GO): membrane
Molecular function (GO): carbohydrate:proton symporter activity
Source: RefSeq, a predicted model, not a curated record
UCGAUUUCGUGGCGACGUAACUCAAAACUUAUAAGAGCGUAGCGAAUUCCGAGUCAAAUAUAUUUUUUCAUCAAAACAAAAUUAAAUUUAUAUUUAAUAGUAUAGUGUACGGAAGUAUUGGGCAUGCUGAGUACCAACGAAUCAAUCGAAAAAAAGGAGUCUGAGCUCUUUGCUUCAGAGGCACCUCAAGUCACUGUAAACGACUACAUCGCCGAAGAGCGGCCCUGGUACAGAGUAGCUCACUUGCGCUACUUGACAUGGUGUGUUUUCAUCAUCACGCUUACUUCCACAAACAACGGCUAUGAUAGCUCGAUGUUGAAUGGCUUGCAGUCUUUGGAUAUUUGGGAAGAAGAUUUGGGUUAUCCCCUGGGCCAGAGAUUAGGUGCUUUGACAAACGGUGUCUUGUUCGGUAAUAUUGCAGCUGUUCCAUUUGCUUCUUUUUUUUGUGACCGCUUUGGAAGAAGACCCGUGAUCUUUUUUGGCUCUACUUUGACUAUUGUCGGCGCCGUCUUGCAAGGUUUGUCCAACAGCUAUGGUUUUUUUUUGGGGGCUAGAAUUGUCUUGGGUUUCGGUGCCAUGAUGGCAACAAUCCCCUCGCCAACUUUGAUUUCCGAAAUCGCAUAUCCAACCCAUAGAGAAACGUCUACUUUUGCUUACAAUGUGUGCUGGUACUUGGGUGCCAUUAUCGCUUCUUGGGUCACCUACGGAACUAGAGAUAUUCAAAGCAAGGCUUCAUGGGCCAUCCCAUCAUAUCUUCAAGCAGCUUUACCCUUUUUUCAGGUUUGCAUGCUUUGGUUUGUGCCUGAAUCUCCCAGAUACCUCGUCGCCAGAGGAAAGAUUGAUCAAGCACGAGCUGUAUUGUCAAAGUUUCACACUGGAAAUUCAACAGAUGCUCGAGACAUUGCUUUAGUGGACUUUGAACUUCAUGAAAUUGAGAGUGCUUUAGAGAAGGACAAAACCAUGUCAUCGUCGUAUCUUGACUUCAUCACGAAGAAGAACUUCAGGAAGAGAGGUUUUUUGUGUGUGGCUGUCGGUGUGGCAAUGCAGCUUUCUGGUAACGGUUUGGUCUCCUACUACUUGGCUAAGGUGUUGGACUCUAUUGGAAUCACUGAGACUAAGAAGCAACUCGAGAUCAACGGAUCCUUGAUGAUUUACAAUUUUGUAAUCUGUGUGGCCUUGAUGAGUGUCUGCCGUAUGUUCAAGAGAAGAACGUUAUUCUUGACAUGUUUCUCAGGAAUGUUGGUCUGCUACACGAUUUGGACUAUCUUGUCUGCACUCAAUGAGCAGAGAAAUUUUGAGGACACCGGAUUGGCAAAUGGAGUGUUGGCUAUGAUUUUCUUUUACUACUUCUUCUACAAUGUUGGUGUGAACGGCUUGCCCUUCUUGUACAUCACCGAAGUUUUGCCAUACUCUCACAGAGCCAAAGGAUUGAACGUGUUUCUGAUGUCCCAGUUCAUCACACAAGUUUACAAUGGUUACGUCAACCCUAUUGCUAUGGAUGCCAUCGAAUGGAAGUACUAUAUUGUGUACUGUUGCAUUCUUUUUGUUGAGCUCACGGUUGUAUUUUUCACAUUCCCCGAGACUUCUGGUUACACUUUAGAGGAGGUAGCACAAGUCUUUGGUGAUGAAGCGCCUGGUCUUCAGAAUAGAAAGUUGGAAACCGAGAAGAGCGCCAUCGACCAUGCUGAGCAUGUUUAAUUCUUACUUCGCAAUGAAUCCUGCGCAUCCUCUGCGAUACAAAAAUAGUUUCAUUUAAAAUAUAGGUAACAAAUAUAAUCUUUGACAAGACAAUAG